UCGCCAUGCCAUCUCGCCAGAAGAAGUUCCUCCGCCAGCAAGCCAUAGUGCGCGCUGAUCGGAUCCGCGCUGCCCAGGCCGCGCAGGACGCUCAGAAGCAAGCUGCGCUCCGUAAGUCCACUCCUCCAACACCAUCAUACCUUGCAAUUGCUAACCCACCCAGCUGUUGUGUCUCCACCUCCCGUUGCUGCCACAGCUGCUCUAGUCCGCAAGACCACCCACCGCAUGUCCACUCCCGGCAAGGCAGCGCGAGAUAUAACCACUACCACUCCCAUCCGCACUCCCCAGUCCACCCCCGGCAUCCUCACCGCGGCACCCAACUACCGCAAGGCCCUCGCAAGCAAGAAGAAAGCACACCACAUCCCGCUCCACGCGCCCGCGCGCAACGCGCCGCUCUCCGACGAGUCCGAUAGCGCGUCCGAGAGCGACGACGACAGUGCCGACGACACAGACUCGGACGUCAGCACUGUGCUGCUCGACCGCGGCGAUCAAGUGUCGCUGCGGUCUGUGGACGGCUUCUGCGCGGCGUUCGACUUCGAUGGGCCGGCGGUCGUGGCUGGGGAGCGGUUAGUGCUUAAGGCGCCCGGGUUGUUUAGGAUGCCGGUGCUGGGUGGGGAGAAGCGGUGUGAGGGUCCGGGAGCGGAGAGUGUGGACUCGCUCGCGCUCCCAGCAAUGGAGGCUGUUGGCCAAGCGCUUGCUGUGUCGCAAAAGGACACCUGCUUGCGUGAGGACACUCAGUUAUCCACGGUAUCAGGUCUGGUCGUGGUUCAAGGUACUGCGAUCGCCGCCGAAGAUGUCCAGGCCGCUGAGAGUCUGCUGGAACUCAGUCUUGCCUCCUCCCGUACGUUAGUUCUCGACAGUGCCGAGUCCGUCGCUACAGUCUACCCUGAUGUCUAUGCGGCACUUGGUCUACCAACGGAUACGCUCACGCCUAGGCUCGUUGCUAUAGGCGUUUCUAUUGCCACUGCUGCACGCGAUGCCGAUGCUCGCAUGUCAGCCACUGUCGACCUGGCCGAGUUCGACAUCUACGUUGACGAGGUCGAUGUUGAUGUUCACUCGAACACUGAACUCACUGCUGUUGACGAGAAUCUCGAGGAUGUCGAGACGGACUACAAUGACGCCAGCGAAGUCUUUGGCGAUGAUGGCGGCGAUUUCUCCGUCCACUUCCAGGUCUCUCCUAACAUCAACCUGGCAGCUUACAUUGAUCAUCCUGCCUACCAUUCACUUCGGUCUCUUGGCUGCCUGGACGCUGAGACCAACCACUUCCAGGUCGAGCCUACCAGCGACCGGGCUUCUCUCGCUCAUCAUGUUGACCGCUGCCGACUGCAGCCUCUUGGCUACCUAGACUCUGACGACGAGCCAGCCGUGCCUGCGCACUUGACUCCGUCAUUCGUCGCUCUCCGCUCCGAGAUGACGAACGCCACGUCUUCGCCGUUCGGCCGGUCCCCAUGCCCCAUCGCUGCCUCAACUCCAGGAUGGCCUGCGACCUCUCCAGUGCGCGCUGCUCGCUCCGAAGACGAGUUUGCCGAGCACUCAUCGCCGGCCUCCGAGCCACCCCAGCCCAUCGUCUCCCCAGACUGGACCGCAGAACUCGUCCGCACGAAGCUCGGCACCGAGUCACUCUUCACCUUCCUCUCGACUCUCUACAUCAAGGCCAAUGGAUCGACGACGAAGCCCGCCCUCGCCGCCACCUUUCUGACCCUGGUCGACGCCGAGCGCGAGAAGCUGGAUCUGCCACCUCUCCCCGUUGCCUGCACCGCCCCUGCCGUGCUCGCGAGCAAGAUCCUACCGCACACCACGGUUCUGGGUACGACGUCGCUGGCCACGUUUCUCGCGCAAUUCAGGUUCAGCGCUGAUGGUACGGUCGUGGCCGAGGAGGUGUAUCGCGUGUUCAAGGAGCUUUGCAGGGAGGAGACGGCGAAGAACAUGCAGGCUACUGUCGGGAUCAUGGGUGCACUUGGUCGCCGCCUGGGAAAGCUGGCUGGCUAGUGGUGUUUGUCGAGAGGUUCUUGCAGGUCCAAAGGUUCUGGGAUUGGAUUGGUUGAGGCGCUUUUUUCUGUCUGUUUUCUCUUCUGCAUGGCAUCAGCACUCUUUACCUCUUCUGCCACGCGCGCUGGGGCUUCGACUCAUCGUGGAUCGAUCCGAGGUGUGCGGAUUGAUGUUGGCCUCGCAUUCACGUGCUUGAGACUUCGACUCGUCCCUCCACCUCCGACGCGAGACACGGUUGCAGUUGGCCUCAGGCCGUGGCAGGGGGUCAGGAUCGCUUGAAACCACGAAUUCAUCAUGUACUGUAGAGCUCAUCUCAAAAAAUUCGAUUCACGAUAAAAUCAUCUUAACAUUGUGAC
Messenger RNA from Boeremia exigua, 2345 nucleotides. RefSeq lists its product as uncharacterized. Bases 226 to 1989 code for a protein of 587 amino acids. NCBI's taxonomy places the organism in Eukaryota, Fungi, Ascomycota, Dothideomycetes, Pleosporales, Didymellaceae. The record is from RefSeq and is a predicted model, not a curated record. The transcript is spliced from 2 exons.